Neolamprologus brichardi is the source of this 1204-nucleotide messenger RNA. RefSeq names its product chemokine (C-C motif) receptor 10 (gene ccr10). The record is from RefSeq and is a predicted model, not a curated record. Gene Ontology annotation, molecular function: C-C chemokine binding; C-C chemokine receptor activity. Gene Ontology annotation, cellular component: membrane; external side of plasma membrane. Gene Ontology annotation, biological process: calcium-mediated signaling; positive regulation of cytosolic calcium ion concentration; G protein-coupled receptor signaling pathway. Lineage: Eukaryota; Metazoa; Chordata; Actinopteri; Cichliformes; Cichlidae.
AUGGCUGACUAUGCUGAAGAAUAUUACUUCUUCAAUAUAAGUAAUGACUCGUAUUCUGAAGAUUAUCUUGACAAUGAAGACUGGUGUGAAGCUGACGACCACCAGGCUGACGUCAUCAAAACCUUCCAAGCUUGCGCUUUCACCGCCAUCUUCCUGCUUGGCGUUGCAGGAAACUCCCUGGUGAUCGCCACCUUUGCUCUCUACCGCCGCUUUCGGCUUCGUUCUAUGACCGAUGUCUUCCUGUUCCACCUGGCGCUGGCUGACCUCCUCCUGCUCCUCACACUCCCAUUGCAGGCCAUUGACACUCACAAGGGUUGGAUUUUCUCCUAUCAUCUCUGCAAGAUCAUGCGUGCAACCUACGCCAUCAACACAUACAGCGGGCUGCUGCUACUGGCAUGCAUCAGUGUCGACCGCUACAUGGUAGUAGCACGAGCGCAGGAAAUGCUCAGGCUGCGCAGCCAAAUCCUAACAGCUGGGAAGCUCACUGCUGUGGGGGUAUGGCUUGUUGCAGUGGCUCUAAGCAUCCCUGAAAUCCGCUUCUCGGGGGUUUCAAACCGCUUCUUUGGGAAUUCAAGCAACAAAACUGAAGCGUACUGUGUCAUGCAAGUAAGUGGUCAAAUAAGACUGGUUCCCAGUGGCGUGAUCAUCACCAUCUUCUGCCUGUCCCUCGCCAUUAUGGUGGCGAGCUACACUUCGAUUGCUCGAGUGCUGUGGGAAGGGCACGCACAUCGGCGAGGGAAGCAAUGGCAACGGCAGCGUACCCUGAAGCUGAUGGUUGCCCUGGUGCUGGUUUUUCUGGUAUUCCAGCUGCCGUACACUGCGGUGCUGUGUCGCAAAAUGUUUGGCCCGUUCUGUGGUCUGAUGUUGGAGUACGUCACCUGCACGCUGGCGUACACCCGCUGUUGCCUCAACCCUAUCCUCUACGCCCUGGUAGGCGUGCGUUUCCGUCAGGACGUGUUGAGGCUUAUCUACGAUUCGGGCUGCCCAUAUCGCAAUCUGGUCGUGCCACAGACGGUGAACUCCACAUCAAUCUCCGCCUCCUCACCUGCUCUCACCGUGCUUUCGGCAUGCUCUCCAACAUCUCCCGAUGGUCCCGUUGCCUUCAAGUUUUCGGGAACCAAAUAAACUCUGAGUGGACAAUGAACUGCUUUGCAUAUAUUGUAUUAUAUUGUAUUUUUUAUAUUUCGUACAGCUGUUAUGAAGA